Messenger RNA from Saprolegnia parasitica CBS 223.65, 477 nucleotides. RefSeq lists its product as hypothetical. The transcript has 2 exons. The record is from RefSeq and is a predicted model, not a curated record. Lineage: Eukaryota; Oomycota; Saprolegniomycetes; Saprolegniales; Saprolegniaceae. The annotation marks the transcript as partial.
AUCGAGUUCCAAACGAGCCAAGCACAGGAAGUGGUGUGGACGCGCGCAAACAUCGAGAAGGUCCGGCGGGACGAACGGGUGCACGAAGAGGCAGAGCACGCUGCCUUGCGCGAGAAGUACAAGCGGAGCCCCGACGUCCGGGUCGAGGCGCUCAAGAAGACCAAGCCGACGCCGCCGGCCAUCGACCUCUUUGCGUCCGACAUGAUCACGCCGCCGCCAGUCGCCAGCAUCGAGAACCUCCUUCGCAAGCUUGCCCUCCAGCAGAGCCAAGACGACAACGACGCCACCAAGGCACCACGUGCAGCGAACGCCGACACCAUGGCUGCGAUCGUGAGCCGACCCAAGGCGCUCUUGGUCGCCGCCAACAAUACGCGGGAAGCCGACGCACUUAACUUUGCCGGUAACACGACGAGCACGGAGCUCAAGAAGACAGCCAAGUCAUCGUCAUCUUCCUCCAGUCGCCUCGAACAGGCUUAA